Molecule: messenger RNA, 864 nt
Organism: Merops nubicus (carmine bee-eater)
Lineage: Eukaryota; Metazoa; Chordata; Aves; Coraciiformes; Meropidae
Product: acyl-CoA dehydrogenase family member 9, mitochondrial-like
Exons: 8
Molecular function (GO): flavin adenine dinucleotide binding; acyl-CoA dehydrogenase activity
Source: RefSeq, a predicted model, not a curated record
UGUGGAUUGAAUGUCAUUGCUGUGCAGUCCACUGAUGCAAUUCCAGUAGGAGCUGCUCUCAAGUAUUUCAGUUGGCCCCUCACAACCUAUUUUCACCUGCACACACAAAACGCUGCUGAAGAUGUUUUCCCUUACCCAGAAAUUAGCAAUGAAGAACUAGAGGAGAUCAACCAGUUUGUGGGACCUGUAGAAAAAUUCUUCAAUGAAGAAGUGGACUCUAAGAAGAUUGAUCAGGAUGCAAAAAUCCCACCCGAAACGUUAAAAGGACUGAAGGACCUGGGUCUCUUUGGCAUCCAGAUACCAGAGGAAUAUGGUGGGCUGGGGCUAUCAAACACCAUGUAUGCACGUCUGGGAGAAAUCACUUCUUUAGAUGGAUCUAUUGCAGUCACUCUGGCAGCUCACCAAGCUAUUGGGCUCAAGGGAAUCCUCAUUGCUGGCACUGAUGAACAGAAAGCAAAGUACCUGCCUAGGCUGGCAUCUGGGGAGUACAUUGCAGCUUUUUGUCUCACUGAGCCUGGAAGUGGGAGUGAUGCUGCGUCCAUCCAGACAAGAGCAACCCUCAGUGAAGAUGGGAAAUACUUCCUGUUAAAUGGCUCAAAGGUCUGGAUAUCAAACGGUGGCCUUGCGGAUAUUUUCACUGUAUUUGCCAGGACAGAGGUUGUUGAUAAAGAUGGACAACUGAAAGACAAAAUUACUGCGUUCAUCGUAGAGCGGGAUUUUGGUGGAGUCACCCAUGGGAAACCUGAGGAUAAAUUAGGCAUUCGAGGAUCCAACACCUGUGAAGUACAUUUUGAAAACACCAAAGUGCCUAUUGAGAAUGUAAUUGGAGAAGUAGGAGGGGGAUUUAAGGUAAGCAGUGAAUGA